AAUGCGCAUGAGGAAUUCUCUGAAUUCAAAUUUUUAACACAACGGUUAAUGUAGAGGUUAAGUUCAACCUAUCUUCUUUCUUAUUUUGAAAAAAAUGAUACAAUUGAAGCUAAUAGCCGCCGCUUGUGAAGACUUGGGAAUAGGAUUGAACAACAAUUUACCAUGGAGAUUAAAAACAGAAAUGGCUUAUUUUACAAGGAUGACUGAGACCACCAAAAACGCAAACAAGAAGAAUGUUGUGAUUAUGGGUAGAAGAACUUGGGACAGUAUUCCACCAAAGUUUAAACCUUUAUCAAACAGGAUCAACUUUGUGCUAUCAAGAAGCCCACUUGCUAUUAGCGAAUUCAAAGAUUCAUAUUCAUUUCUGAGUUUGGAGAGUGCUGUAGAUGCCUUGAAGAGUUCUCAAUUUGCUGGUAAAUUUGAUAGUGUUUGGGUCAUUGGUGGCAGCCAAAUAUACAAACUUGCAAUGGAGAAUAAGUAUUUUUAUAGAAUGUACCUAACCAGGAUUAUGAAGUCAUUUGAGUGUGAUACAUUCUUGCCAGCAUUACCAGAAAAUCUUAGCGAAGUGCAGGAUCCUGAGGUGCCUGUAGAGGUUCAAUCAGAAAAUGGUAUAGAAUUCGUUUACAAGAUCUACGAAAAUCCAAAUAGCGUUGCUCAAGUAUGAAAGCGGUAAAUAAAUAACGUUUACAUAA
Molecule: messenger RNA, 692 nt
Organism: Nicrophorus vespilloides
Lineage: Eukaryota; Metazoa; Arthropoda; Insecta; Coleoptera; Silphidae
Product: dihydrofolate reductase
Exons: 4
Coding region: 95-664 (189 amino acids)
Biological process (GO): dihydrofolate metabolic process; tetrahydrofolate biosynthetic process; folic acid metabolic process
Cellular component (GO): mitochondrion
Molecular function (GO): NADP binding; dihydrofolate reductase activity
Source: RefSeq, a predicted model, not a curated record